Aspergillus calidoustus is the source of this 2397-nucleotide messenger RNA. NCBI's taxonomy places the organism in Eukaryota, Fungi, Ascomycota, Eurotiomycetes, Eurotiales, Aspergillaceae. The record is from the annotation of a GenBank genome assembly.
AUGGCAUCAAGAUUACAGCUUGGUCGCAGUACAUUAUUGCGACCUUCGACCUUUACUGCUCCGAGCCGGUUGCUGCGACCUUCCUCGACCUCAUUACGGCUCGUCUCCCGCGUCCGGCUACCCUCGUCACCGCUAAAUAAUGCGACCCAUAAGCCGAUCCUUUCUAUUCGAAACUAUGCCGCCGGCCGACCUCAUCCCCCGGGUGGUACACAUCGGAUGAACUUGGGCGGCGAACCAGAGAAGUCGGCAUUGGAGCAAUUCGGUGUUGACCUUACUGCCAAAGCGAAGGCGGGCAAACUGGAUCCAGUCAUAGGAAGGGACGCAGAGAUCCACCGGACUGUACAAAUUCUAUCGCGACGGACGAAAAACAAUCCUGUUCUCAUCGGAGCUGCCGGUACUGGAAAAACGGCCGUCCUGGAAGGGUUGGCGCAAAGAAUUGUGCAAGGUGAUGUUCCAGAGAGCAUUAAGGGCAAGCGUGUGAUCUCCUUGGACCUUGGGUCGCUCAUUGCUGGAGCCAAAUUCAGGGGUGACUUUGAAGAGCGCCUGAAGUCCGUACUCAAGGAGGUUGAGGAUGCGCAAGGCGGCGUUAUCCUCUUCAUUGACGAGCUUCAUACUUUGCUUGGCCUGGGAAAAGCAGAAGGCAGCAUCGAUGCCAGCAACCUACUGAAGCCGGCAUUGUCACGCGGCGAACUCCAAUGCUGUGGUGCCACAACGUUGAACGAGUAUCGAUUGAUUGAAAAGGACGUUGCCCUAGCUCGAAGAUUCCAGCCCAUCAUAGUCGGAGAGCCCUCGGUCGCCGCUACUAUCUCCAUUCUACGUGGUAUCAAGGAUAAGUACGAAGUUCAUCAUGGUGUACGUAUCACGGACGGCGCUCUCGUUGCGGCCGCAACCUACAGCAACCGCUACAUCACGGACCGGUUCCUGCCCGACAAGGCCAUUGACUUGGUCGAUGAAGCCGCAUCCGCACUUCGACUGCAGCAGGAAUCAAAGCCAGACGUUAUCCGGGAGUUAGAUCGUGAUAUCACUACUAUUCAAAUCGAGCUCGAAUCACUCCGAAAAGAGACCGACGUCAGUAGCCGGGAGAGACGCGAAAAACUCCAAGAAGAUCUAAAGGCCAAACAGGAAGAGGCUCGCAAGCUGACAGAGGUCUGGGAGAAGGAAAAGGCCGAAAUUGAGAAUCUCAAGCGCACGAAGGAAGAACUGGAACAGGCCCGUUUCGAGCUUGAGCAGGCUCAACGAGAGGGAAACUUCGCCAAGGCAGGAGAAUUGAGGUACUCUAAGAUCCCGGCCCUCGAGGAGAAGCUACCGAAGGAAGGUGAGGAGCAAACCAGCUCGCCGACAAACCUUAUUCACGAUUCUGUCACGGCUGAUGAUAUCGGUGCUGUGGUGUCUCGAACAACCGGCAUUCCGGUCACCAAGCUCAUGGCUGGAGAAGUUGAGAAGCUGAUUCAUAUGGAGGAUACUCUCAGACAAUCUGUCCGUGGGCAGGAUGAGGCCCUCUCUGCCGUCGCAAAUGCCGUCCGUAUGCAGAGAGCUGGACUUAGUGGAGAAAAUCGGCCGCUCGCCUCGUUCAUGUUCCUUGGUCCGACCGGUGUCGGUAAAACUGAGCUCUGCAAGAAAAUGGCCGAGUUCUUAUUUUCUACCGAGACUGCUGUUGUACGUUUUGAUAUGAGUGAAUUCCAGGAGAAGCAUACUAUCAGUCGAUUAAUUGGAUCUCCUGCUGGCUAUGUCGGCUACGACGAUGCCGGUCAACUUACUGAAGCCGUGAGACGGAAGCCAUAUGCUGUGCUACUCUUUGACGAGUUUGAGAAGGCCCAUCGCGACAUUUCCGCCCUCAUGCUACAAGUCCUCGAUGAAGGUUUCCUGACCGAUUCACAAGGCCACAAGGUCGAUUUCCGAAACACUCUCAUUGUCCUCACCUCCAACCUUGGAGCCAACAUUCUAGUUGGCGCUGAUCCGAUCCACCCUCUCAAGCCCUCCGAGGAGGGCGAUCUUUCACCCGACACUAAGAAGGCCGUUCUGGAUGUCGUCCAGCACGCCUACCCGCCCGAGUUCCUCAACCGAAUCGACGAAUUUAUCAUCUUCAAAAAGCUUUCACGGGAUGCUCUGAGAGACAUAGUCGAUAUUAGAAUCAAAGAGUUGCAGUCAAGGCUCGAUGAUCGGCGCAUGGUCUUGCAAGUCGACGACGAAAUCAAAGACUGGCUUUGUGAGCGAGGCUAUGAUCCUAGGUUCGGUGCUCGGCCGCUCAACCGUUUGAUCUCAAAAGAAAUCGGCAACCGGCUUGCCGAUAAGAUCAUUCGUGGUCAAGUCACGUCCGGGCAGACUGCCCGUGUUACAUUCAAUGCCAAUAGGGAUGGACUUGAAGUUAUCCCACUCGCAGAAAGUGAACAAGCCUGA